Messenger RNA from Phasianus colchicus (ring-necked pheasant), 1216 nucleotides. RefSeq names its product transmembrane protein 17B-like. The record is from RefSeq and is a predicted model, not a curated record. Gene Ontology annotation, cellular component: ciliary transition zone. Lineage: Eukaryota; Metazoa; Chordata; Aves; Galliformes; Phasianidae. Gene Ontology annotation, biological process: non-motile cilium assembly.
UCAGGGAAUUUUAAGCAAUAAUGAUGCUGAUACAAUGCAGCGGGGAGAGGGUGCAAUGGGGCAGAGUGCUGCAUGGAGGGGAUGGUGGUGACAGAGGGACAGCCACCACCUGCUGCUGCCCCACUGCUGGAGAUGCUCUGUACCCUUGGGCUCAGUGUCUGGGAGCUCUCGCUGUGGCAAUAAAGGCCCUUCCCCAGCAGCUGUGUACCACAAGAGCCAAUGGCUGCCUGGCCCCACGCAUUACCCUGAGCAGUUGCUGCCUUAAUUCCCCUCCUGCUAAUCCCAGCUUUGCUGCCAGCCAUGGCUGCACACACACUGCUGCCCCACAACCUGCGCCGGGGUCUGACGGCCUUCAGUGGUGCCCUCUUCACCACCAACAAGACAUGGGACAGCAGCACUGCUCACCUCUACCAUCCAGGUACCCCGGGGAGUUUGACUCCUGCAUCCACGCUGUGGGCAGCCACGGGUACCCUCACCCCCAGCAAUGGCUGGCAGCGAACAUCAGUGCUGUUGCACUGGGGCUGGGAUGCAGGGGGGGGAUGAUGGGGGUACUGGGGAUCCUCCCCAGCCCUGCUUUUCUCUGCCCAGUGCAUGAGGUGCUGGCCAGCCUGCCCCUCCAGGUGAUGCUCUACUUCAACGUCUGCUACUUCCCCUGCUGGUGCCUGGCUGAGGGCAUGAUGCUACAGCUGAAGUACAACCUGCUGCCCCGCUACUACCAGCUCCUCCUGCUCGCUGCCUUCCUUAUCCUCACACUGGCUGAAGGAGCCCGGCUCUACUUGGGCUACAUUGGGAACCUGCAGGAGAAGGUGCCUGAGCUUGCUGGCUUCCUUCUUCUCUCCAUCCUGAUCCAGCUGCCCCUCCUGCUGUUCCUGCUCACGGACCACCUCACCAUCCGCCUGCCGCUGGAGCUGGCCGUGCACAGCCUUCUCCUGGCCUUCCUCAUCUGUGAGGUGGUGGCUGGUUUCCAGGCACUGCGGGCAAUGAGCAGGCAGCUGGCAGCUCAGUUCUACCUGCGGCAGUUCAAGGUGGGCAGCCAGGGUGAUGCUGCAGGACACAAUCCACCCUACUGAGCCCAACAACAUUAAACAGCACCGGACUCAAAUGUGCUUCUGAGCACUCAUUUCUGAGCCAGGCAGCUCUGGGGCUCGUGGGGUUCCCUGAGCUCUGCCACCAAGAAAAGGGUACGUGUCCAUGUUGAUUCCUUGUAGGGCAGAGU